Lolium rigidum is the source of this 1253-nucleotide messenger RNA. Its product is annotated as RRP15-like protein. The record is from RefSeq and is a predicted model, not a curated record. Lineage: Eukaryota; Viridiplantae; Streptophyta; Magnoliopsida; Poales; Poaceae. The transcript is spliced from 8 exons. Gene Ontology annotation, cellular component: preribosome, large subunit precursor. Gene Ontology annotation, biological process: maturation of 5.8S rRNA; maturation of LSU-rRNA. The coding region runs from base 1 to 960 and encodes 319 amino acids.
AUGGCGACCUCCCCCGCCGCACCCGCACCGGCAGCACCCGCCGCCGCGGACGCCCCCGCGAACCCCCACAAGCGCAAGAACAAGGGGAAGGGAGGGGGCAACCCCCACAAGAAGAAGAAGCUGCUGAAGGGCCCCGACGACCGCCGCCGCCGCAACAAGCCGAGCGCCAAGUUCCUCAAGCUGCUCGAGAAGCGCGCCCGUGACUACAACUCCGACGACGACGAAGACGACGUCCAGCGCCAGCCGCGAAGGUUGCAGCCACGGCCACCGAAGCGGCGGGACGGUGCCGGUGACGCUGCUCCCGAUGGGGACGAGGCCGAGGCCGAGGCCCCGUCGUCAGAGGAGGAGGCCUCCAGCUCCGGCGGCGAAUCGGACGACGGCGAGAAGGUGGUCACGAGGUUCGAGGAAGGCUGCAGGGCUUUCCGGGUCGCCUUCACCAAGAUCAUGUCCAAGAGGCUCGCCGACGACCCAUUGGGUCCAAUCCUGUCGGCGCACAAGAAAUUGGUCGCCGCCAAGCUGGCCGAGGAGGCGGACGAGCAUAAGUCCAAGGGAGACGCCCGCAAGGAGAAGCGCAUUGCUGCGCAGAAGGGUCAUGUCAUGCCUGCAGAUCAUGUUGACAACAAAGAGAAGAUGCUCAUCAAGGUUGCAACCCAAGGGGUUGUCAGGUUGUUCAAUGAGGUGAGCAAGCGGCAGGCUCGUAAAGGUUUGAAUCCAUCGAGAAGUAAAGCAGCUUUGGCAAAAGAAGGGACACACUCUGUACCAUCUAGCCAAGGACAAAAGGGCCAGGCAUCUUCCAAGUUUUCUAAGCAUAUCGGCAAAGACGAAGAUGAGCCAGGGUGGGCACCUCUACGCGACACAUACAUGCUUGGUACCAAAUUGAAGGACUGGGAUAAAGCACAGGAUUCUGAUGUGGCUCAACAAACUGAGGUCCCUCUGGACAACUUUUCUGAUGAUGAAUAGGAAACAUAAUUCUGUUGUACUGCUGGCUGGUUGAUGGGCUACAAUUGAAAGGGGGAAAGCAGGGUGGUCGAUGUUUCUUGAAAGCAGGAGAAGAAAGGUGCUUCUGAUGGUUUUCUGUUACUAGGUUUUAUUGCACCCAAGAGCGCAAGAAUUCAUCAGAAGGCUCUAGUUUUUUUUUUCUUUCGUCGUGUAUGGCUGUAUGCGUGCCAUGUAUACGUUGCAUACUUUGUAUCAACAACAGAAUUAUUGCGAACUUUUUGUCACAGAUGCUAAUUGAGUGUACAUUGCAAACA